Molecule: messenger RNA, 734 nt
Organism: Mytilus trossulus (common blue mussel)
Lineage: Eukaryota; Metazoa; Mollusca; Bivalvia; Mytilida; Mytilidae
Exons: 2
Coding region: 243-734 (163 amino acids)
Source: RefSeq, a predicted model, not a curated record
CAUAGUAUCACAAAUACUAUUGUCCAAGAAUAACGUCAGUAAAAUUGUACUAUUUUUUUGAAAAUCUAAAUACUUACAUAAUGACUAUUUCAACGAAUCUGACGAUAAUUAAUAUCCAAGCACCAGAAAUGUGUGUUUAAUUCUCGAGGUUAAAUUCAAUUUUGGAAAAACCGACUAGUUAAGCUGCUAAAAUGCCGUAAUCUGACCCGUAUGGUGACAGAAAUGUAAUUAAUUUAAAAAACAUGACGACGAGAUGCUGCAUUUUUAUUUUGUUCAUAGCAUUAAUGUGUAUGGUCAAUUCCCAAAAUGUAUGUCACAAAUGUGAAUGCACUAUCAGCGAGGAAUAUUCAGACAUUCGAGCAGUGCGCAUGGUACAACCAGUGUGCAACGAAGGUUGUUUCAAAUGGUAUAAUGUUUAUGGAGGAGCUCUCCGUAUUAACUUUAAACCAUUUUUUCUUCACGUUGGUGAUUUCCUGUUGUGUUUCAUUUUGUAUGCAGAAAAUGUAAGAGUUCAGAUUUCACAAGAACUUCCAAAUAAGUCUACAUACAGUGUUAACUUUAAACGACCAGCUGGCUUAAAGCGACUUCUAGCAGUAGACGGCAGAACUAAUGAGACAUGUAUAAUGUCCUCUGGUGAAAGCAUUCAUUUAUUUCUAGAACCAGAAAGAACUGUAGAGUCUGUUGGGUUUAGUUUUGUUGACAUGCAAUUCAUAAUGAAAAGAAAGAAGACAUAA